AAAGUGACUGUAUUUAUUUUCUUUUCUUUUUGUUUCUUUUUUUGGGUCAUGUAUAGUAAACUUGUAGAAGACACAAAGAAGCGCAACAUUAUAGAAGAGGUACAAGUAUUUCGUCCUCCACUCGAUGGAGGUUUAUGGGAGUGUCCAUUUUGUCAUCCUGACACUGUGUAUCGAAUGACAAUUGCACCUGCUAAACAAACACUAGAAUUAAAACAGACAAGAGAACUCAUCAAACAACACAUUGAACUUCAUCAAAAAGAUCUAUUAGCUCAAAUGAAUGAAGAGGCAGAAAGCAACUAUGAAAAGAUAGUUUAAAGCGUGUUCGACUAUGGAUCACAGGUACAGUCAAAGAUAGAAGACUGUAUGAACAAGAUCCGCUUCAGUAAUCAACAGGUACAAAGCUGUUUUUUAAAAGUUCUACUUCUGGCCAAACCUAUU
Messenger RNA from Gilbertella persicaria, 438 nucleotides. RefSeq lists its product as uncharacterized. The record is from RefSeq and is a predicted model, not a curated record. The transcript is spliced from 3 exons. Bases 49 to 315 code for a protein of 88 amino acids. Lineage: Eukaryota; Fungi; Mucoromycota; Mucoromycetes; Mucorales; Choanephoraceae.